This is a messenger RNA of Zingiber officinale, 691 nucleotides long. RefSeq names its product cyclin-B1-2-like. Bases 75 to 500 code for a protein of 141 amino acids. The transcript is spliced from 4 exons. Gene Ontology annotation, cellular component: nucleus; cytoplasm. Lineage: Eukaryota; Viridiplantae; Streptophyta; Magnoliopsida; Zingiberales; Zingiberaceae. Gene Ontology annotation, biological process: proteasome assembly. The record is from RefSeq and is a predicted model, not a curated record.
UUACCGGACAGAUAAAAGGCCUUUGGUUCCUAGAACAAAAAACAUGAAUCCAGGCGAAGCUAAAAGCGGAAAAGAUGUCGUCGAAGUCUGUGAUCGAGCACGACGGGAUCGCGGCGAAUCACGAUUCCCUUCGCUUUGGGCUACAUACCGUCAGGAGCGACAUCGUUGGAACCCACCCCCUCCAAUCCCAUCGAGAAUACAGGAGUAGGCUUUGGGAGGAGCAAAAGCGGUUAGGUUUUGACCUCACCUAUGGAUCGGCUUUCAAUCUGAGGAGAGAUCUGGACGCUCAAAUUCUCUCUAGAUUCCAAAGGCCUCCUGGAGCUUUGCCAUCAUCCAUGCUAGGUUAUGAGGCUCUCACUGGUGGCUUGGAAGAUUUUGCUUUUGAAGAUUAUCUCAAUUUGCCUCAAGAUUCAGAAACCUUUAAACCAGUAGACAUGAGCCAUGGAAUGGAAGUUCGCAUUGGCAUAUCGAAAGGACCUGUUUGCCCAAGUUUCAUCUAAUGUAUCGUCUUAUCUGUUAUGCUUAAUUGCAAAAUUUGUUUUGCGGAUCAUUUGAAGUCUCAGCUUUUUACUGUGAACUAAUUUUAUUGUUCUAGGAAUGCUGCUAAAUAUGUUCGAUGUAUUCCGUCAAUCAGUUUGAACAUCUAAAUUGUUGGUUCUGGUAACAUGCGUGAGCAUGAGUUUAUUGAUCA